AACGCUUCUCUCUCUUUUUCUCAAACAGUUUCGUCAUUACUUCUUUCUCAAGAAUGGCUGAUUAUGCCGUGGAUUCCGGUUCACACGUUGGUUCCAAGCGCAGAACCUCUACUGACACUGACCAACAAGAAGAAAAUCUUCUUCAGCUCCCCUCUUCUCUCUCUGAGACUACCGUCGACCGCCGGGAUUCAACCCCACCAGACCGCCAAGAUGAAACGGCUAUCGAUAAUAGCAGUCCAAAGAAGAAAGCCAAGUGCUUUCCCCUUCUUUCUGAGGGGAACCAAGAAAUGGGUCUCCAUUCUUUCACUCAAAAGAAUGUCUCUCUUUCUGAGCCUUUCGAGAAAGAAGAGGCAUAUGAUGUGGAGACCAAAGAGGGUUCCUUUGGAAUUCAACAAGUUGGUAGCCAAGUCAAUGCCAUUGAAGCUGGUUUGGGAUUUGAGGAGAAAAGGGUUAUCAAAGGAAAAGAUUUGGAAUCUGAAACUGUCUUGGAAGCUGAAAAGAAACGACUUUUGGAUGAGCUUGAAGUUGGAAACAUCUUUGGAGGUACAAAAGGACUUGCCUUGCCUGUUAAAGGGUCUUUAAUGGUUGAAGUUAUCGAUGAUACGGCUUUGAUUGGAUCAUUUCCUCUAUCCAGAACUGGAAAUGGAAGUGGAAAGGAUGAGAAGCAGAAGGGGGAACAUGAAAUUGAUUGUACCAGAACUAAAAGAUCAAGAAGAAAGAGAAAGAAUGUAAAAGAGGUUUUGGGGGAAUCUGGAACUGUGAGACAUGUUGAGUCAACCGAAAUAUUUGAAAUUCAGAAUGGGAAGAAAGAAAGCGGAAAUCAGAAUAAGAUAAUGUACUCAAGAAAAGAGUUAGAGGCUUUGAGGUUUGCUAAUGGUGUGGGACAGAGGAAUUUCUGGAGGGAUGUGUAUAAAAGUCUUGGUAAAGAUGUGAUCAGAGAGUAUGAGACUUGGGAAGGUGGAAGCAUCAGAAGAAAAUCGGCUCAGGUUCGAGCUCCGAUACACGUCAUGACUUUGCAAAGAAGACUGGGUCUACUGCAAUUAUGAGUGUGGUUGCUGGAAGGGGAACAAGGAAUGGUCUCAAUAUCUUUGUACAUUGAAGAAUUGCCUGAAGCAUUCUGCAAAAGACCUUAUGUGCAACAAUUCAACUAAUAGGAUUUUCUUGUGUAUACUUAGGUGCAUUAUACCCGUGUUUAGUUCCUAUAGGCUAAUGUACAUAGGAGUCCUGCUGUGAUUCUAAUGUGUGUGUUAGUAGUAUAGAUAUGCCAUUAUUUGUAACUAGAACUGAUAAAGUGAUGAUAUUCUUUAAUGAAAUUCAACUUUUGAAUGCCUUGCAAUGCAAGUGUUGCAAUUUUUUGUGUUUCCGCUUGCUGU
Molecule: messenger RNA, 1373 nt
Organism: Hibiscus syriacus
Lineage: Eukaryota; Viridiplantae; Streptophyta; Magnoliopsida; Malvales; Malvaceae
Exons: 2
Coding region: 54-1046 (330 amino acids)
Source: RefSeq, a predicted model, not a curated record